Scylla paramamosain (green mud crab) is the source of this 2818-nucleotide messenger RNA. RefSeq lists its product as uncharacterized. The transcript has 3 exons. The record is from RefSeq and is a predicted model, not a curated record. Lineage: Eukaryota; Metazoa; Arthropoda; Malacostraca; Decapoda; Portunidae. Bases 16 to 942 code for a protein of 308 amino acids.
ACACACCUCCACUAAAUGACCUUGAUCCCUGACCCUCCUACCGCAGCCCCUCACUUCGACCUCCUGCUGUUUGUGUACCCACAGUCACUCCUAGACUCAGGGUUUCCACUAGGCAACAACAAAGCGUGGCAGGGCGUCAGCGUGGAGGUGGCCAGUCAUGCAGGAGCGUGGAAGCAACAGGGAGAGAGAUCUACAAAUAAGGUAGGCGGGUGGUCAAGACUUCCAGUACGCCGACAGACAGAGGCGAAAGAGGAGGUGGUGCGGUUGGUUCCUGGCGCCACCAUGGGCCACGUGGGAAUGCUGCUUGCCCUGGUGGCGGUGGCGGUGGCAACAGUGGCUGGGAUAGCAGAAGAAGCGCAUAAACAGCCUUCGGAGACCCACAAUGCACCCACGCAAACACAAAACAACGAGCAUACAGACCAAGGACAUGACCUAUCCAUGGACUUGCAACAGGCCCCCAUACCUGCAUCAGCGCCUGCUCAUGCGACUCGCGAGGCACCUGACAGGCAGCAACACACUCGGCAACAGCUGACGGAGCAGAGGGAGAAGGGAGAGGAAGGGCUGAUGACGGAGAAAUAUCGACACAAACAACAGCUGACGGGAGUGAAGCAGAAACAGGAGCAGGUGGCGAGGCAGAGGCACAUGCGGUGGAGGGAGGGACGGAGCAAAGAAUUAACAGAGAAGGUGGAAGAGAAAACACUGAUCGUCUCGGAGAAUCAAGACGGGCUGGCUGUCGGUAACGUGACCAUGCUCGUGCUGGGGUUGUUUGCUUUGGCAGUCGGGGCCGUCGCCUUGGCCUUCGAAUUCCUGCCAGGGACACCUAAUAUAAGCCGCGUCGGUUACGAGUACACAGCUCACGGCGUCCGCGUUCCGAGCUUCGAGGAGGUGGCGGCGGUGGUGGCCGUGGUGGACCGAAAAGCGGAGGAGUACGAGCGCUACUAGCAAUAUGGAGAGAGAGAGAGAGAGAGAGAGAGAGAGAGAGAGAGAGAGAGAGAGAGAGAGAGAGAGAGAGAGAGAGAAUGAUGGUGUACUCGUAAAGAUAUCACCACUGUCACUCUCCUCCUCCUCCUGCUCCUCCUCCUCCACAUAUUUCAUACCUCCACUCAUCCACUGAAGUCCCAUCGCAUGACCAAAUAAAGCAGUAAACGGACCAUUGAUGUAAAAAGGGAAAGAAGUGUAACGCAACUGUACAUAAAACUAUUUGCUGUUGAAUUUCUGGGAAGUGGGACCAAGAAUAGAGGUUAGCGGUGUAGUGUGCCGGUGAGAGGGAGCCUGGGUGAGGAAACGGAGGAGGGACUUUACUAUGUGUGAGAGAGUAAGAAAUGGUUGGUCGUGGGUUUAAGGCACGUAUUCAGAAACAUCUAGCAGCACCUCCAUUGCUUUCAGUUCUGGUUUAAGUUCCGCGGGUCUUUAGUUUAUUUAUUUUUUUGGUUGUAGUGAUAGAUUUACUGCAUUUCUACGUUACUAACAGGAGAAACACUCUUGACAAUCAGGCUAAUCAUCUCUGUGGCCUGUGAAAUUAAUCGUUGUGUGAGAAAGCUAAGCGUUUCUGGAUACGGGCGUAAGUUUGAAAGACGGGUGAUAUAUAGAGAGGGAAUGUUUUCUAUGGGAGGUAUAGCAUGGUGAAUGGGUUGGUUAUUGAGUGAUGUACAACACGUGUUUUCGAUACAUCACGGUGGUUCAUUACUACUACCUUACGAGUCACUUCAGUAUCAGGAAGGUCAACAUCGGUAAACUCUGACGAUGAACGAUGGAAAUGAGUUACUUGUGAGGGAGGGAUGGUAGAAAUGAGUUAGUUGUUACUGGUUACUUAUGAGUUGGAAAAUUAAAUGCUUUCAAGGCGGGAAUGGAAAAGUGAGAUACUUAUGAAGGAGCAUGCCAAAAAUGAGUUACCGACCAUUCAGAACACGAGGAAACACUAUGGGCAAAGUAAUUAUUAUGAUGAAGGAUGGUAAAUUUCAGAAACUCAUGAGAAAGAAGGACACGAAUAAUCAGUCAAUAAGGGAGACGGAUAACUUGACCCUCUUUUGCGGAAGGAAGACAAGACGUAUUAAUAAUAGGGAAGAAAGAGAGACUAUUAAUUAUUUCAAAGGAAGGAUAAGAUAAAUUAGCUAUUUUCAGGAACGACAAGAGAAAUUAUUGUUACUUAUCAAGAAGGAGAGACACUAAGCAUUUUUCUUGGACAACUGGAUGUAAUGGGAGAAUCUAAUUAUUUUCAAAAGGAAAAGGAGAAAAAUUGGACGACCUAUACAGAAGACAGAAACUGGUCACUUGUAAACCUUUCUGUAUCACGGCACAGGUUUAAUCUUAUUCUGUGUACUACCAUUACAAGACCGUAUUAAGAUGAUAUACUUUGUGAUAAUGAUAUAAAAAUUAAUCUCAUAGUUAAUAAUUCCUCCUGCACUGCUGUAUUAUGUAUAAUUUCCAUCUAUUUUCUUUUCGGUUUUGUUAACUGUUGAUUUUGUGAAGCAUGGAAAGUCUAUAGUACUACAAUUGUUAAGGGGAGAAGAAAUUAAAAUGGACAACCUAGACCAGAAGAAAAUGGCAAAGGAUAACUUUUGGAGGAGAGAGACAAGACAAAGGUAACGGCUAACUCCUGAAUUAACGAUGAGGAUGAAAUGGGUCACUUACAGGAGGCAACACCACAAACUAGGUUACUUUUCAUGGAAGCAAAAGGUCAUUUUUAGACUACGAGGGAUUGCAGUGACUUUUUCGGAGAGGUGUCUCUUUCUACGGGGAAGAGAAAUGGGCUAAUUUUAUGAGAAGAAAAGUUUUCAUGAGUUACUAGAGAGAGAGAGAGAGAGAGAGAGAGAGAGAG